Molecule: messenger RNA, 219 nt
Organism: Rodentolepis nana
Lineage: Eukaryota; Metazoa; Platyhelminthes; Cestoda; Cyclophyllidea; Hymenolepididae
Source: the annotation of a GenBank genome assembly
AAAUCAAACACUCCUCCAGAGCAAAUGCGCUCACUGGGGAAAUCAACCACCCCUCCAGAGCAAAUGCGCUCACAGGCCAAGACAAUCAAUGUCAACUAUCCUGGAGAUCAAUGGCUCCAAGUCUUCACUGAUGGUUCCUACAUAGAAAACCAAGCAAACGUUGGUGCCGGUGUCUAUUCCGAACUCUUCUCUUUCUACGCAGCAGCGCGACACAACUGA